AUGCCGAACGACGUGCCGCCGCAGCCCAUCCACAGCGCAAAGGACGCCCUGGAUGCCCUAGCGGGCAUCCUUGGCGGCGCGCUCCCGGGCUCCAUCGCCACGGCCGACGACCCCGCCGAUACGCUCCUCAACGACCCCGACGUCGCGAGCGCCGUGACGGGGCGCCUCCGCGGGGCUGGGUCGGGCGCCGGGAACGACACCCUCUGCCGCUGGCUCUACGACGCGUUCCGCGCCAACGUCCCCGAGCUCCAGCUCGCGGUGCUGCGCUUCGUGCCCACGCUGGCGGGGGUGUACAUGUGCCGCGCCGUGUCCCGGAAGCCGCUGGCCGGGUUCGAGGCCGUGCUCCUCGCGCUAUACGCGCACGCCGUGGCGCAGCGCGGCGGCGCCGGCGAGGCCGAGACCGUGUCGCUCCCGAACCUAGCGAACCCGAGCCCAUACCACGACGCCAAGGUGCCGCCCAAGGCCAAGCCCGCCGAGCUCGACGUCGCGGUGCUCUCCCCGCCGCUCGAGCCGCACGGCACCAUGCGCGCCACGCGGCGCGCCCGUAUUGUCGGUGCCGUCCUCGAGCUUUACCAUGGCAAGCUCUCACGCAUGCCGCUCUCCUCCAAGAUGGACUUCUGCGAGUUCUGCGUCGCCUGGGCGGGGACGCACAACAAGGCGGACGACGACGACAAGCCGCGUCUCCCGCCGGCCACAGACGCCGUCACCGGCGCGGAGAAAUGGCGGCGUGUGCCGCUGCCGUGGGAGCUCUUCCAGCCGGUGGUGCGGAUCGUGGCGCAUUGCCUACUGGGCCCAUCGCGCUCCGAUGAGCUGAAGGCGCAGGCCGCCCGCGCGGCGGAGUGCCUGUACUGGAGGGCCACCGAGACGAUGGAUGCGCCCGCGUUGCUGGCCACCAGGAGCCUUAUGAGGCUGUCGCAAAUGGUGGAGGAGCCAAUCCCGGAGCCGUCUUUCUCUGGCGCCAUCGAGAACAUGGCGGAGCUGGAGGCCAUGAGGGCCAACAUCCUUAACACGAAGAACUAG
This is a messenger RNA of Setaria italica (foxtail millet), 1020 nucleotides long. RefSeq lists its product as uncharacterized. The record is from RefSeq and is a predicted model, not a curated record. The transcript has a single exon. Bases 1 to 1020 code for a protein of 339 amino acids. Lineage: Eukaryota; Viridiplantae; Streptophyta; Magnoliopsida; Poales; Poaceae. Gene Ontology annotation, biological process: protein localization to plasma membrane; phosphatidylinositol phosphate biosynthetic process. Gene Ontology annotation, cellular component: plasma membrane.